This is a messenger RNA of Capsicum annuum, 957 nucleotides long. RefSeq names its product B3 domain-containing protein Os04g0386900. The record is from RefSeq and is a predicted model, not a curated record. Gene Ontology annotation, molecular function: DNA binding. Bases 196 to 684 code for a protein of 162 amino acids. The transcript is spliced from 3 exons. Lineage: Eukaryota; Viridiplantae; Streptophyta; Magnoliopsida; Solanales; Solanaceae.
CUAAAUUUAGGUUUAGUUUCGUCAUAAAAAUAAUACUUUCUCCGUUUCAAAAAUAAUAAUCUAUUUUAAAUAAAUUAAAAAAGAAAAAUAAGUUUUUUUUUUUUUAAAUAUAGGGAAUAAUUUUUUUUAAAUUGAAGUUGAAAAGUUGAAGUGUUUUUGUGUACUUUCCGUAAACCAGUUCUGUGUCGAAUCAAAAUGGAACAACAACUCCGAAAUCAAUUAGAAAUGGAGAAAGGUUACUACAACAUGAAACAACCUGAGAUUGAAAGUUCUGGAAUCCCAGAAGUCGACAACGGUGAAUACUGGCCACUUUCUGGGAAACCCUAUAUUGAUAUGGUUCUCACAAUGUCAAGUGUUAAGCCCAUUUACAAUUUGUAUUUACCCAAGAAAAUUACGAAUGAGCUUCCUUCUACUGGAGCCCCUGUGGUCCUUACUUGUGGUCAAAAGAAGUGGGAUAUGUUUUACGGUGGAGUCAAAUCUAAUAACAAAUUCAGCAAUGAGUGGAGAAAAUUUGCGGAUGAUAAUGAUCUGAAGGAGGGGGAUGCACUUGUGUUUGAACUUUCUGAAUGCAGUGCUCGCAAAAUCCAUUUCAGGGUUCAGAUUCUCAGGGGUGAUUUCCCAGCUGAAUUGAUUCCUGAAGAUGAGGAGGGUGCAAACAGUAAGAAUCCAAUAGUACUUGGUUAAAAAGUACCCUUCUAAUUGUUGGAAGUUGUAGAUUAAUGGCAAGUAUUUAGUCAGUUUAAUUUUCUGCAAGAUACAUCCGCAGUUGUAUUAAAGAAUUGACUUUUUAUUUGUCCUGUAUAUUGUCUAAAUUGCGACUCUGUGUGAAUCUUCUGGUUGUGUCCUAAGUAUUAAGUCUCCUGUAUCAUUUAAAAGAAUGGAGUAGUUAUCUUGACGACUACAUGCCUGUUGUUAACAUGUCAAUAUAAUGAAAUAGUCUUUACUUUUUGUAUUUGA